GUCGUGGUCGUGGUCGUCAAAACAAGCGAAUCGGCUGGCUUCAAAGCCCCACGUUUUGCUUCUCAACGUUCAAGGGGCAUGUUUGGUGUUUCUCUCGCACGCACGCACGCACUUUGCUGCACAUGACAGCCGCCCCAAAGGUAUUUCCAUUCAUAUCAUGCAUGGCAUGGUAAAUCGCCUACCUUGAGGUAGGUAUGGUAUGGUGUGGUAUGUUAUGGCAUGGCCCGACUCGACACGCUGCGCACAAGACUCCUGUAUUAUUGCAGUACUGUAGCUGCACGAGCUACACUAGUUACACCAGCUGCACCAGCUGCACUACUCCGUACAGUAGUUACACUAACCUUACUACUGAAUAUCAAAACGAGCUCGAGAGGCUGACCUGACCGUCUGCUCCGUCUCCAGACCGGUUGGCGUUGGCGGUUGGCAGAAAGAAAUCCCUCGUUUCUUCGAAGCUAAGCCGCAGAGACCUUGACAGCGACAGUGACUAUGAUUAGGUACAGUAUCCUGCAAAUUGACGCCAAGUCAUUUGUGUCUCGCAAAGAUGAUACUGCGGUCCAUUCCCGCUGUCAUCUCCUGACCAUUAUAAUAUUGGAACGCUCGCUGCGCAAGGCGCCUGCAGACGCCACAUCACAUCACACCCCCCCAAGCUCAUCUUCAGCCUUGUAGGGCUCCUCAGAUGUGACUCUUGCUCAUCCGAACUUGGGGUCCGACCCCUUAACCUACGCUCAUAAUAUUCGUGUAGAUUCCUGCUGCAGCAUGAGAUUUGCAUGAGCAAGUCGAGACAUCGACUCAACCUCGAUCGAAGGCAGGUCAAGAACUACGUGCAGGCUCCAACUGUACCAUACAAUCUGAUUUAUUUUUACUACCAACUGAGUUGCGAUUCUGCAGAGAUCCCUGUCCCUUCCAAUCAUGGUAUUGUGGGGAUUCAGAUGGCUCAAGCUCUUUCUCAAUCCAUACGCAAACGAUGAUUUUGAACAUAUCAGUGAAUCUGAUCGACGAUCCUACAUUCUGGGCCGGCUAGAAGGCGCUGAGUUCUCCGAGUGGUCAUGGGUGGUAAUCGUUGCUGGCGUCGGCUUCUUUACCGAUGCCUAUUCCAUUUUUGCGAUUAACAUGGUCAUGCCUAUGAUCGAUAUCAUCUAUUAUGACGGAAAAAUGCAUCAUAAUUACGGAUUCGCUGUCGGCGUCGUCACGUUGGGGGGCUCGAUUAUUGGUCAAGUUGGGUUUGGACUCGCUGCCGACAUCUGGGGCAGACGAAAGAUGUAUGGAUUGGAGUUGAUCAUCACAAUCUGUGCUACUCUCGGUGUCGUUAUGGCAUCGAAUGGAAUCCAUGGAUCGAUGUCCAUCAUUGUCUGGCUUCUUGUCUGGAGAUUUGUGCUUGGGAUUGGCAUUGGCGCCGACUAUCCGCUGAGCGCCGUGAUAUGUUCCGAAUUCGCUCCAACUCAUCUGCGGGGGAGGAUGCUGACACUUGUUUUUGCGUGUCAACCCCUUGGCCAGCUUGCUGCCAGUCUAGUGUCUCUAAUUGCUAUAGUCAGACAACGGAAUGGCAUUCCCUCGGACUCAACUGCAUACACGGAACUGAUUCCACAGAAAUGCGACCCGGAAUGCUUGCAGACUUUGGACUCAGUUUGGCGUUGGAUCAUCGGUGUGGGAGUCAUCCCAGCGGUAAUCGCUCUAUGGUUCCGCCUCACAAUCAUCGAAUCACCACGGUAUACCGCAGACGUUGGCCAGGAUAGUAAGAAGGCAGCCUCGGAAUUACAUCGGUACCUUCUCUUGCAGGCGGAACCAGUAGGAGCUAGAUCCAUAUCACUCGAUAGCAACCCAGAAAUCGUCCGUAGACGAGUCUCUUCUGGCGCUGUGUCGGGUGCGAUGAGUAAUGAAUCUGGCCAAGCAAGUCGUUCGCCAUCUCCUCACAGCAUUACUCGGGCUGAAUUGCCCGGAGAAGAUACUGCUAUAAAGAAUAAUGAGCAAGAGACCAUUCGUGUGUUCUCUCUUCCACUGCCGUCUGGAACGAGCGAACAGAGACAGUUUGCCAAUACCCUUUCGUCAACACAGCAAGGUAAUGUAUUGUCUCCAUUUGAAGGACGCGACCCGUUCCGUCAAGAUCUAGAACAGACUGGCCAAAACGCCGCCCCACCUCCCCCCAGCUGGAAAGAUUUCAAGAAGUAUUUCUGGCAUGACGGGAACUUUCGAACACUUAUGGCCACGUCAUUUUGUUGGUUCUGCCUCGAUCUUCCAUUCUAUGGUUUAGGCAUGAACUCCCCAAAAAUUAUAUCAGUAAUCUGGUAUGGCAAAUCCGAUCCGCCAAGCGGAAUAUACAAACUCCUGAUUCACGAUAUCUGGCAGAGUCUGGUCGUCGUAUCACUGGGAGCAAUCGUUGGCUGUGCCAUUACUUUCGUUGCCAUUGACAGACUAGGACGCCGGAAUAUCCAAAUCAUCGGAUUUUUCUGGCUUUUCAUCUUGUUCAUCAUUAUUGGAGGGUCGUUUUAUCAUUUGUACGAGAUUGGGGGAUCAGCUGCUACUAUUGUGCUCUACAUAUUAUGUCAGAUUUUCUUCAACUUUGGUCCAAACACAACUACAUACAUUAUGCCUGCUGAGCUCUUUCCAACGCGAUAUCGUGGUCUCUGUCACGGAAUAUCAGCUGCAUUCGGAAAGCUAGGGUCCGUUGUUGCGCAGCUAUUUCUGGCCUUCAUCUACUACGGAAACGGAGUGGACUACACCCGAAUCGAGAAAUGGCUUCCCUACUCCUUACUCAUUUUCUCUAUUUUCAUGCUCCUCGGACUUAUUACCACCAUUCGCUGGAUCCCAGGUCAAGAACAUGGCCCCGAUGGAACAGUUAAAACUCUCGAGCAAUGGGAAGUUGGCCGUCCAACUCCCAACGGCUUCUCCAAUACCUGGACCGCUCGAACAGUCGAAGUGGCGUGGAAAUUCCUCACCACAAUAUCCAUGAGGCUGUAUCUUUUUGUCGAUGGCUUGGCCGGAGGUGAUGCGAGAGAACGAAGGGAGAUGGCUCGAUUGGAACGGGAGAGUGAGGCGGAUAGGGAGAGGAUGAGGGAGUUAGAGGGGCUAGAGGGAGGAAGGAGUUGUACAGAUGUGUAUGGCGGAGGAGAUCGGAUUACGGCAUUUGGGAUAGGGAAUGCGAGUGACGAGAGGGGUCCUAGUCCCUUUGUAAACGGGAGUGCGCAUAGAUCUUAAGAUGUAACUGGACUUAGAGGAGGUGGAUUGCGCCCUCGCACAGUUCUAAUUUCUUUGAAAUUUCAAGCACCUCCGAGGUCCUGUGGGGUACUCAUCCAUCAACGGGCCUUGCCGAGCGCGAGGGAACAGAGGUAACGACAGACAUGACCUUCCUCAACUUCCACGUCGUCAAACAAAAUGUAUAGUCACCAGAGAGAUAUUCGAUCGAGGCCAUGUCAAAUUCGACUUGAGCAAGUGCCAGGCUGUGACAUGCACCGCUCUGCUCAUGAAGUCGGUCUGUGAGCACUGAACAUCAUAUGAAGCUUUAGGCAUUAGACCACUCUUGCAUACAUCUCUGGCUUCUCUCGAAAUCUACCAAGAGAUAGCUCUUGGUUUCUUGGUCGGUAGGGCUGAACGAGUUGGCUCGGCGAACAAGGGUAGCGAGACGAUCGCGGAGUGGAUACUCAUUCUUGACACUUUGAAACCAGUUCUGGUCAACUUGCGGCUAUGUUCUGUUUCGUAUGUCUAGCAAUUUCUUCAACAGACUGCUGAAUGGCUUAUUGGGUCUUCUCCGAAGCUUCUUGGCCCAAUGGCCAGCUUGAUGGUCUCCUGAGCCUCUGUUUCGCUGUGAGAAGUCUGAUAUGAGGAUUAUGAGGGCAGGUACCAUCAAACUUGACACAGUGUCUUCUAUUGGAAAGCAGCUUGCGACGAGUCUAGAAUCCUGAUCUUCAAAGCCCUGGUCGAGCCCUUCUUAUCUCGAGCCCUUCUUAUCUCGAGCCCUCUCGAGC
Molecule: messenger RNA, 3959 nt
Organism: Cadophora gregata
Lineage: Eukaryota; Fungi; Ascomycota; Leotiomycetes; Helotiales; Ploettnerulaceae
Product: Inorganic phosphate transporter pho84
Exons: 8
Coding region: 910-3192 (760 amino acids)
Biological process (GO): transmembrane transport
Cellular component (GO): membrane
Molecular function (GO): transmembrane transporter activity
Source: RefSeq, a predicted model, not a curated record